AUGAUCACUGGACGACAAGAGAUUCUUGAUCAUCGAAACGUUAAUCAUUUCACUGAUUUGAUAAGAAAUAUGUUGUUGAAUAUCAACCCUGAAGACAAUGAUUCUCCCCAUUCAUAUUUACCUUCAGCAGUCAGACUGCAAGAAUCAGGAGUGAAGUUUACAGCUCUUAAAGAAGAGCGUUUACUCGAUAUAAAACGAAGACAGAGAAAUUUUAAAAUCCCAAUUCCAUACUUUAGUGGAAUUGAGUUAAAAAUUCCCGUUUUGCAAGUAGUUGACAACACGGAAACUGUGAUACGGAAUGUGAUGGCAUUUGAACAAUGUCAUUAUCCAUUCAAAACUCACGUUUGUAACUAUAUCAUUUUCAUGGAUUCUCUUAUCGACACGGAGAAGGAUGUAGAUUUGCUUAUUGAAGAAAGAAUUAUUUCAAAUUUGAUGGGCGACAGUGCUACAAUCGCACGGAUGUUUAACAGACUUUGCCUUAACGUUAAUUUAAGUCCGUCCUGUUAUAGUGGCAUUAUCAGGGAUCUAAAAGACCAUUAUGAAGAUGGCUGGAACCGUGCAAGGGCAACCUUGAAAAGAGUUUAUUUCAGCAAUCCAUGGAAAGGCACAGGAACUAUUGCUGGAAUUACACUGCUACUGCUAACUUUAAUACAAACCAUUUGUUCCAUGAAGCAAGUUGUGUGA
Messenger RNA from Pistacia vera, 684 nucleotides. Its product is annotated as UPF0481 protein At3g47200-like. Lineage: Eukaryota; Viridiplantae; Streptophyta; Magnoliopsida; Sapindales; Anacardiaceae. The coding region runs from base 1 to 684 and encodes 227 amino acids. The record is from RefSeq and is a predicted model, not a curated record. The transcript has a single exon.